Chrysochloris asiatica (Cape golden mole) is the source of this 1266-nucleotide messenger RNA. RefSeq names its product serum deprivation response (gene CAVIN2). The coding region runs from base 1 to 1266 and encodes 421 amino acids. The transcript is spliced from 2 exons. The record is from RefSeq and is a predicted model, not a curated record. Gene Ontology annotation, molecular function: protein kinase C binding. Lineage: Eukaryota; Metazoa; Chordata; Mammalia; Afrosoricida; Chrysochloridae. Gene Ontology annotation, cellular component: caveola; cytoplasm.
AUGGGAGAGGACGCUGUUCAAGCUGAAAAGUUCCAACACCCGAGUGCUGAUAUGCGGCAGGAGAAACCAUCCAGCUCUAGCCCGGUGCCCUCCUCCACGCCUAGCCCCAGCCUGAACCUAGGGAGCACAGAGGAAGCCAUCCGGGAUAACUCACAGGUGAACGCUGUGACGGUGCUCACACUCCUGGACAAAUUGGUGAACAUGCUGGACACUGUACAGGAAAACCAGCACAAGAUGGAGCAACGGCAGAUCAACCUGGAGGGUUCCGUGAAGGGCAUCCAGAAUGACCUCACCAAGCUCUCCAAGUACCAGGCCUCCACCAGCAACACUGUCAGCAAGUUGCUGGAGAAGUCCCGCAAGGUCAGCGCCCACACCCGGGCAGUUAAGGAGCGUAUGGAAAGACAGAGCUUGCAGGUGAAGCGGCUGGAGAACAACCACGCCCAACUCCUCAGACGCAACCAUUUCAAAGUCCUCAUCUUCCAGGAAGAAAAUGAAAUCCCUGCCAGUGUGUUUGUGAAAGAGCCGGUUCCCAGUGCAGUGGAAGGGAAGGACGGGCUCGCAGAUGACAACAAGUCCCUGGAGGAAACCUUGCACACGGUGGACCUCUCAUCAGAUGAUGAAUUACCCCACGAUGAAGAGGCCCUAGAAGACAGCGCUGAGGAGAAGAUAGAAGAAAGCAGGGCGGAGAAGAUAAAAAGAUCCAGCCUCAGAAAAGUAGAUAGCCUCAAGAAAGCAUUUUCACGCCAGAACAUCGAGAAAAAGAUGAACAAGCUGGGGACAAAGAUCGUAUCCGUAGAGAGGAGGGAGAAGAUUAAGAGAUCACUCACUUCCAAUCACCAGAAAAUCUCCUCAGGAAAAAGUUCCCCUUUCAAGGUUUCUCCGCUCAGUUUUGGUCGUAAGAAAGUCCGAGAAGGAGAAAGCCCCAUGGAAAAUGAGACCAAAUCAGAAGACAUGCUUGGCAGUGACCAGCUACUGAAUGACCACGAGGAGAGCUCCAUAGCAGAGGGGCUUUCUGAAGCAUCCCUGGUGGAAGAGAAGAACACAGAGGGGGAAGCUGAGAAAGCAGCCAUGAGAGGGACUAACUCAGGGAAGGGCAGUAAUAUCGACUUGACCAUUGCAGAAGGUGAAGAAGAGGAAGCAGUGGCUCUGGAAUACCCGCAGAAGACACACUAUGAAGGUGGCUACAUGCAAACCCCUGAGGAGACUGAGCAGUUGGAUGACGAACCUGUGCAGCCGGCUGUGCUCCAAGUAGACCAGACGGCCUAA